Molecule: messenger RNA, 970 nt
Organism: Lactuca virosa
Lineage: Eukaryota; Viridiplantae; Streptophyta; Magnoliopsida; Asterales; Asteraceae
Source: the annotation of a GenBank genome assembly
AUGAAGGUGAAGAAUAAGAAGUUCAAGGAGAUGAUAACUAUGAAUACACUGAUACUGACGAGGGAUAUGUCGGGUAUGACACUAACUCACUGUAGUCAUCGGAGUCUCCUAAAAUCACCACUCUCCCUAUUCCAUUCAGUCAAUCAGGGCCUCCUCGUCCCAAAAAAACACAUCUACUUCAAGUCUUCAUCAUCCUCCGAUGGUGCUCAGGUAAAACCCCGUCUUCUACUUCAGAAUAUCAUGAAGGAACCAGUUGGAAGCGAUUCAAGAACGCAGCCUUCGUCUUCCGCUUCAGUUCACUUUGAAAAUUCAGGUCGAUCUGCCGCUACUUUACAUAUCAGAGGAAUUAAUUUCCAAGUGUUCCCAUUUUAUGAUCAGUCAUCGAAGAUGAGUGGACUGUACGAUGGAUGGAAUGAAAUUCUAAAGAUUCAGAAGUUCCGGAGAACGGUGGGAUACACUAUUUUCUUUUCUUUCUCGGCGCUCAUUAGCUAUGCCUACAACUCCAACACGACAAGAGCUGGAUUCUCAAGAGGUGAUCAGUUUUAUGCAUCUUAUCCUGCAGGGAGUGAGCUUUUGACUGAUACUACUAAGUUGUAUAAAUCUGCACUUGGGAAUUGCUUCGAAGAGGAAGAAUGGGGCCCGAUUGAAUGGUCUGUAAUGGCCAAGCAUUUUGAACGUCAAGGGAAAUCACCAUAUGCGUAUCACGCUCAAUAUCAGGCUCACCUUGCUUCUAAUGGAAAUCUUGAUGGAAGUGGCUAGAAUGUAGCAUCCAGCAGGAGUAGGAGUCACAUGUAUUCAUGGAGCAUUUGCAAUUUCAUUAAUACUAAUAUUAAAGAAGCCUGGUACUUAUGAGCUUAUGAUGAAUUGUAAUACAUCAAUGGUGUAACGUUGUGAUCUAGGCGAAUGAGUUUUUAUUGUUACUUUUGGCCACUCUUUCUUGCAAAAAUAUUCCAUAAAUUAGUUUUUUUUA